AUGAGUGAUUAUAAUAAACUUAAGUAAUACAAAUUAACAAAGCCAGAAACCUUUUCAUUAUCAUUUUAUGAUGCAUUUAAAGAAUAUUAAGAGUGGAUUAAUAAUGCUAAUAAUCCUUAGAGAUAACCAAGAAAAUCUCAUAAAUGGCAUUCCAAUAUUACAGAUUAUUUUAAUUAUGGUUUUAAUGAGCACACUAUGUAAAUUUAUGUGCAUAAAAUUACUUAAUUAACUGAAGCAUAUAGAAAAUAGAGACUAUAAUAUGCUGAGAAAUGUGAUAAUUCUAAAGACACAAUAUUUAAUUCAGCUUAGGAAAUUAAACGACAAACCAAAGAUGUAUAUCCAAUUGAUUUAGGUGGAAUAUUUAUACCUGUUGAUGAUAAAGUCGUUGAUUUUGGUUUUAAAUUUUAAGUUGAAAAUUUAUAUGAAUAAUAUAAUAAUUAAUCUAGCAAUGAAAAAUUGUUGUAAAAUUAGUAUCAUUGCACUGGUGAAGCCUUAAUAUUUAAAUCUAAGUUUAUUUCUGAUAUUUUUAGAAAAUAAGUAAAGGAUAUUUAAGAUCUCUAUAAAUAAUAUAAGAAAGAACAUUAAAGAGAUUUAUAUCUCUUGAAUACUGCUGUUAAAGUGUUUCCAAUAUAAAAAGAAGAUGAAUUGUCUGUUUAAUUGGCAUAUUUUGUAAAAUAAAUAGCUAUUACCUGUGAAAAACCAGAUAAAUUUGAUAAGAUAGAUAAACAUGAUAGACAUGAAAGAUCAAGAACACCUAAAAAAAAUAGAUCUAAAAAAUAUUGA
Molecule: messenger RNA, 783 nt
Organism: Paramecium sonneborni
Lineage: Eukaryota; Ciliophora; Oligohymenophorea; Peniculida; Parameciidae
Source: the annotation of a GenBank genome assembly